This is a messenger RNA of Eurytemora carolleeae, 847 nucleotides long. RefSeq lists its product as uncharacterized. The transcript is spliced from 9 exons. NCBI's taxonomy places the organism in Eukaryota, Metazoa, Arthropoda, Copepoda, Calanoida, Temoridae. The record is from RefSeq and is a predicted model, not a curated record. The annotation marks the transcript as partial.
AAAAAAUGAAGUUGUUGUUGUUGUUGCUGUUGUUGCUGUUUGGAUUAUGUCUAGGAGAAGAAUGCUGUGGCCCUGGAAUAUCUACAGAUUGUGUCCCCUGUAUCCCCCUGUGUUGCCCGACUGGUGAGGUUAGGAUGACCGACACCAAGUGGACUCCUCAUCGUUGCCAUCUUGACGAACCGCCUGCUAAAGCUUGUGCUGAGCCAACCCUAGAGAAUCUACCAGAUUUUACUAACUAUUAUCAUCAAGGAAAGAUGUUUGGAUUGUUACCAAGCAAAGAUAAAUUUGUGUGCCCUGACCCGGAACAAGGAUUGAUCCCUGCAGAUUUAUUUUACUAUAAUAUCAGUUUGUUAGAGACCGGUGAGCUGGUUGGAAUCCAUCCUUUAGAAGUUGGAGUUAAAAUAAUCAAUCAUUCAAACUCACAAUUCUGCCUAGUCUAUGCCCAGUUUGAAUCAACAGAGAAUGAAACCGAAGAGCUGAGUGUUGGAUUCAUGAUUUGUACUCAAGACUCUCAGCCUGUAGACCAAGGAAGCAAGGAAUUUACGAUGAUCUUCUACCCCUGUGCCCUGAUCAUCUCCUCCAUGUUCCUCUUGUUCACCAUCAUCUCCUAUAUCCUAGACCCAGACCUACAUAGACCUCUCUUCGGCAAGAUAACUCUUGGAUUCAUAAUCAACCUUCUUCUUACUUACAUCUGCCUCACUACUGGUUAUAUCAGCAGGUAUACAGGGUUAACCAUAAAACGUGAUAAUUCAGAGACGGCUGACAGAGGUGUGAAGGGGGAGGGGGCUAAUAAGACCCAAUUCCUGCUCGUACAGAGAGUCCCAUAUCAUAUUAGAUUAUUUCUAUG